AUGACAUCGGCAUCAGAAGUGAAGACAGAAACUGCAGUGGUCGCUCCUCAUGUUUCUCCUGGACCAUAUUUAGUCGAAUACCCUUAUGAGUAUCACUUCAUCAUAAAUGAGCCACAAAAAUGUGAGCAGGAAAAAACUUUUGUGGUUCUGAUGGUUCCCAUAGCACCAAACAAUAGGCGAGACCGUGACAUCAUCCGCAGCACCUGGGGGAACGACAGGGUUGUGCAGGACAAAGUGGUGACGCUCUUCUUUUUACUGGGGCUACAGACGGGGCCGGGAGCAGAGCAGGUCCAACAGCAGAUGCUUCAGGAGAGCAACAAGCAUCACGACCUGAUCCAGAGCAACUUUGUGGACUGCUACAAGAAUCUCACCAUUAAGACCAUGGUAAUGCUGGAGUGGCUGACUGCACACUGCUCCGGUGCUUCUUAUGCCAUGAAGAUUGACUCAGACACGUUUCUGAAUGUGCACAAUCUUGUCAAUAUGCUCUUGAAUGCUAAAAAAACAAACUACAUGACUGGACUUGUGGCGCGAAGGGCUACAGUACUGAGAGAUCCACGCUCUAAGUGGUACGUACCACCUGACAUUUAUGCACCAGCUCUGUACCCCGUCUAUGCUCUGGGCCUGGGCUACAUUAUGUCUUUAGACCUCCCUAAAAAGCUCACUGAGGCAUCCAGACAUGUUAAAGCACUUUACAUUGAGGAUGUGUAUUUAGGGACAUUAAUGCACCACCUGGGCAUCUCUCCCACUGACCCCCCAAGCGGCGAUUACUUCCAUGUUUAUCCUUUGGCAUAUAACCGAUGUCACUUCUCCCGUAUAGUAGCCACCACAACUCAUCCAUCCACUAACCGUGUGCACAUUUGGAAAGAUUUAAAAAAAACAGGCCCCUGCUGA
Messenger RNA from Pelmatolapia mariae (spotted tilapia), 891 nucleotides. RefSeq names its product beta-1,3-galactosyltransferase 2. The coding region runs from base 1 to 891 and encodes 296 amino acids. Gene Ontology annotation, cellular component: Golgi membrane. Lineage: Eukaryota; Metazoa; Chordata; Actinopteri; Cichliformes; Cichlidae. The transcript has a single exon. Gene Ontology annotation, molecular function: N-acetyl-beta-D-glucosaminide beta-(1,3)-galactosyltransferase activity. The record is from RefSeq and is a predicted model, not a curated record.